AUGGCGUCUAUUCUCGUGGAGCUGGUGUUACUGUCUCCACUGCACUCUGUGGUGGAGCAGGCACAAUUAGAGUUCACAGAGUGUGUCUCGGUUCCUACCCAUCUCUGGGCUAGUGCUGCUGCCAUGCUUACUCUUGUCCUGGCUACGUAUCUUGAGUUCACAAAAGCAGUGACUCUGAUUCAGACCCCUGCAUUAGAAAUCCACAGGCAGUGCCAUCCCGCAAACCCAAAGGGAUGGAGCCUGGUCUCCUCCAGUGAGCCACCAAGUCAGAAAAUGCCCACAGAAGUCAGAACAGGGGCAUUAGUGUCUUUGACUGCCAUACAUCAUAGCAGUGCAUCUUUGUCCUGGGUGUCCCUUUCUUCCCACUCCCCUCUGCUUCCACUCAAGGCACUGUUUCCUGUUUCUGUGCUGCUGUCCUGUGGCCCACAAAAUGCUCAGGCCUCUAAGGGAAUUGACAAACAUCCUGGGCUCUGCAGGGGGCAGACCUUCAGACCACCUGGCAAGCGGGGAACGGUGGAUGAGGAUGCGGAGGACGCUGCUUUGGGUGCCCUGAGCCUUCGGGGCUGUGCUGACAGGAGCCAUGCUGACCUACCGGUCGAGUGGGUGGCAGAAAUGGAGGGAGAAGAAGAGGAGCAGUUCCAGGGCCAGGAACUGCUCGAUUGCCAGGUGCAGCUGGGGACCCCUGAGGAAAGGGAGAACGUGGGCCUGAUGGCUGAGGCCGAGGCCGUGGCAGCCAGCUGGAUAUUCGAUUUCCUCUGCUUCUCUCUUUGCUGAGCCUUCCACCACGGCCGCUCUGAGGACUUCCAAAGGACCCGCAACAGCACAGAGGCUAUCAUUCAUGGACUACCCAGUCUAACAGCUUACCAGUUGAAAACCGUAUACAUAUGUCAGUUUUUAACAAGAAUCGCAGCAGGAAAAACCCUUGAUGCACAGUUUGAAAGUGAUGAACGAAUUACACCCUUGGAAUCAGCACUGGUGAUUUCGGAUUCAGUUGAAAAGGAACAUGACAAACUUCAUGAGGAAAUACAGAAUUUAAUUAAAAUACAGCCUUUACAGAGGAAAUUGCGUAUAAUAAUCUCUUGGAAAGAUACAUUGCAUUCCAUUUUUCAACACUUCAGCUUCAAUCACAUGAUGGAAAAAAUUAAGACUUACGUGAAUGACAUGCUAAAUGAAAAGCCCUCAACCUUUUUCAUGAAGGCAGCAGCAAAAGUAGUGGAAAGUAAAAGAACAAGGACAAUAACUUCUGAAGAUAAACCUAAUAAUGGUAAUAUUACUGAAAUUGAAAGUGAAGCUAAUUUGGAUAGAGGAAAAAGUGUGAAUGACAAACAGUCUACAGUAACUGAAUCCUUAGCGGGUACACUAUCCUUAUCGGUGUCUCACAAGAAUCUCUUUUUAUCUAAGUUGAAAUACGGAAGCCAGCAACAAGACCUUAAUAAGAAAAAAGAAAGAGUAGGAACUCUUCAAUGUAAAAGAAAGAUAAGAGAGAAAAGAGCAACUGAAAGCAGGAUAUCACAUGUUUCAAAGAGUCAAGCAGUAACUCCUGAGAAACAUCAAUCUAGAAACAAACAGGCAUGGCUUUGGGAAGAAGACAAGAAAUUGAGAUCUGGGGUGAAGAAAUAUGGACAGGGAAAGUGGUCUAAAAUACUAUUACAUUAUAAAUUCAAAAAUCACACAGGUGUUAUGUUAAAAGACAGAUGGAGGACUAUGAAGAAACUAAAACUGAUUAACUCCGACAGUGAAGACUGAAUGUGUUUCUAAAAGCUUGACGAAGAGACAUUUAAAUAUUUUGAUCACUAUAUUUUGUUUGA
Molecule: messenger RNA, 1808 nt
Organism: Nycticebus coucang (slow loris)
Lineage: Eukaryota; Metazoa; Chordata; Mammalia; Primates; Lorisidae
Product: telomeric repeat-binding factor 1-like
Molecular function (GO): protein homodimerization activity; telomeric repeat DNA binding
Source: RefSeq, a predicted model, not a curated record